Molecule: messenger RNA, 1201 nt
Organism: Papilio polytes (common Mormon)
Lineage: Eukaryota; Metazoa; Arthropoda; Insecta; Lepidoptera; Papilionidae
Gene: Rsph1
Product: radial spoke head 1 homolog
Exons: 4
Coding region: 246-1160 (304 amino acids)
Biological process (GO): spermatid development; axoneme assembly
Cellular component (GO): nucleus; motile cilium
Source: RefSeq, a predicted model, not a curated record
GUUAGCGAUUUUGCAUGAGUGUUCUCUUGAGGCGAAGUUACCAGGGCAUAUCUAGUAGUUGUUACAAAGAUUACGUUAUUAUUCCAUAGCAGACAGGGUUUAAAAACCCAAACGUCAUUAAAAUAACAAAAAAAUAUACCUGUCACAUGUCAUAAUUAUAAUACUUCAAGUCAUUUUAAUUUACAUGUUUAGGAUUAUUGUACGAAUAUUUAUCUGGAGAACGCUAGAUAUAUUUGUGAAUAAAUAUGCCAGAAAUGAAAGGAGAGGACAGAGGCGAAGAUGAGGAUACUAUUGGCAUUUACGUCGGUGGUAGGAAUAUCGAAGGCGAGAGACAUGGCGAGGGCUGGGCCGUACUGCCUAACGGAGACUUCUACCAGGGCUGUUACUGUCGCGGACUCAGAAACGGGAAGGGCUUGUAUGUGUUCAAAAACGGUGCGCGCUAUGAAGGUGAAUGGCGUCGAGCGAUGAAGUACGGUGUCGGUCAAAUGACUUACCCUGAUGGGUCCCGUUACGAAGGCGAUUGGAGAUAUGACCUGAAGCAAGGUUUUGGUGCAUAUUACUACCCCAACGGUGACAUUUACGAAGGAGCUUGGUUCAAAGGCAAGCGCCAUGGACUGGGGACAUAUUUUCACGCUGAAUACCAAGUUAAAUUCAUGGGUACGUGGGUUGAUGGUGUUAUUGAAGGUCCUGGCCAGAUCAUGUACCCGCGGGUUCGGUUCCACGGCUCAUGGUUUAAAGGUAUGCCUAAAGGACCUGGCUGUUUCGUAUUCGAUACUAAUUGUAUGCAGCACGGGUUCUACGAGCUGAUCAAAGACCCGAAAUUUGAAGAGUACGGAGAACACGAGGAAGAGAAAGAGGAAAAAGAGGAGAAGGAAGGAAAAUAUGAAGGCGAGGAAGAGAUAGAAGUGGAUGAGACAGCUGGUAAGAUAUCAGUGUGGCGCGCACGCAACGUGACAGCUUACCUGGCAGAGUUCCUUCCGCCGGAGCCUGUCCCGCUGCCUGUACACGACUCUGUGCCGUCACUGACACACGAGAGCGUCAGCACCGAGCUGAUGCAGUUCGAGCAGCCCACCCUCGCCUCCGAGCACGAGGGCGACGACAACGAUUCCUGGCUGCUGCAUCGACAGCAGUUCAUCGAAGAAGCGGAGCAGAAAGAUUGAUAAGGGAGACAUGAUUGGGGCAAAUAAAAACAUAAUAUUAA